UACAAGAAUACAUUGUUGUACUACUAUUGAUUCCUGCUACUAUAAACGGUCUCAUGGCUGUGCACGGGAGGAUGCUAGUUAUGCAACUGAUCAUAGCGGUGGCCAUAGCAGCAGCAGCAGCUGAUCGAACCCCACCUCCUCAAGCGCGACCUAACUGCUCCGACCACUGUGGUAAUCUCAAAAUCCCAUAUCCUUUCGGCAUCGGGCAGGGUUGUUCCCAGCGAGGAUGGUUCAACCUCACUUGUAACGAAUCCACCGAACCCCCAACAACACUCUGGGGCGAUGGUAGUUUAACGGUUACUAACAUAUCGCUUGCUGAAGGUGAAUUGAAGGUUAUGAUUUACAGAGCCCGUGAUUGUUAUGAUCAGCAGGGUAAUCAAACAAAAGAAAUGUACACGGCCGCUUCUCUCCGGUUGCCUCCUCCUUUCACCAUCUCCGGGACCAGAAACAAGUUGAUUGCCGUUGGCUGCGACACUAUUUCAAUUUUCAGAGGGUACCGCCCUUACCCUCAUGACAAAGACAGGUACAUCACCGGAUGCAUUUCUGUAUGUGACAAUCUUGACAAUGCAGUUAACGGUUCGUGCUCCGGCAUUGGGUGUUGCCAAACUUCCAUCCCUAGUGGACUCAAAAAUCUCACAGUGAGUUUGAAUAGCGACUCUCAACAUAAGGACGUAUGGAAAUUCAACCCAUGCAGCUACGCCUUCAUUGUGGAAGAAGAAUAUUUCACAUUCAACCCUAAAACAAGUUUUGAAGAACUCAACAACACUGAAAAACUUCCCAUGAUUAUUAACUGGGAUAUUAAUGAAGGGUCAUGUGCUCUAGCUCAAAACAGCGAUGGUUAUGCUUGCAAAGCAAAUAGCAGCUGUGUCAAUCGGACCGUCGAUUACCAGACUGAACCAACUGGUUAUUAUUGCCAGUGCUUGCCAGGCUUCGAAGGGAACCCAUAUCUUCCAGAUGGUUGCCGAGAUAUUGACGAGUGCAUGGCUCCAUCAAGUCCCUGCAACAAUGGAAUAUGCCAAAAUUCACCUGGAGGUUACAGCUGUUUAUGUAACAAAGGUUUCAAAAACCAGGACUCAAAGAAUUGCAUAGAAAACACUCCCGUGCCAAAGAACAUGCCCCUGAAAAUUUUGUUGGGUCUCAGUAUAGGCUUCUUCAUUUUAGUGGUUUUAAUUUGGUGGACUUAUUGGGGAAUGAACAAACGAAGACUAGUAAGACUCCAAGAAAAGUACUUCCAAGAAAAUGGCGGCUCAACAUUACAGCAACAUCUCGCUAGUCAUGGAGGAUCUGUUGAGACAGCAAAAAUCUUUACUGCAGAGGAACUUCAGAAAGCCACAAACAAUUACCAUGUAGAUGAAAUCCUUGGUGAAGGAGGCUAUGCAGCAGUUUACAAAGGAAAACUACAUGAUAAGAGUGUUGUUGCCAUAAAGAAGCCAAAGAUUGGCGCUCCAACUCAAAGUGAUCAGUUCGUUAAUGAGGUUAUCGUUCUUUCUCAGAUAAACCACAGAAAUGUAGUAAAACUAUUAGGUUGUUGUUUCGAGACCGAAGUGCCUUUACUGGUAUAUGAGUACAUUACUCAUGGCACUCUUUUCGAGCAUUUAUUCAAUAAGGGAAAAGGAUCCUCGCUUUCAUGGGAAUUACGAUUGAAGAUAGCAUCAGAAACUGCAGGCGCACUAGCAUACUUACACUCAUCUACUUCCACUCCAAUCAUACAUAGAGACGUGAAAACAACGAAUAUAUUAUUGGAUGACAAUUACACGGCCAAAGUGUCUGAUUUUGGAGCUUCGCGUUUCAUUCCUCUAGAUCAAACUCAACUUGCAACACUGGUUCAAGGGACGCUUGGAUACUUGGAUCCUGAAUACUUUCAUUCAAACCAACUAACUGAAAAGAGUGACGUCUAUAGUUUUGGAGUUGUCCUAGCGGAGCUACUAACAAGUAGAGUUGCACUUUCUUUUGCCAGGCCUGACAAGGAGAGAUGCCUAGCAAGCUUCUUUGUUUCUUCAAUAGAAAACGAAUGCUUGAUUCAAAUUCUUGAUGCUGAUAUAGUGAAUGAGGAGAGCAUCGAGACGGUAGAGCAAGUGGCGAUUCUGGCAAAAAGAUGUUUGAUGAUAAAAAGUGAGGAAAGGCCUACGAUGAAAGAAGUUGCCAUGGAGUUAGAAGGGAUGAGAAUUAUGACAACGCAUCCAUGGAAAAAUGGCAAUUCCGGCUUUGAGGAGACUGGGUACUUGCUCGGGUCACCUAAUUCAGCGGCUUAUGUGAUGAAUAUUGGAGAUGGAGGUGCCGGUGGUUCGAGCGUUACAAAUACUGGGUAUGACAGCAUGCAAAUACAAAUGUUAAUGCCCUACGAUGACGGGCGAUGAUUGAUCAGAGUUUUAGUAGUACUGAGUCGUUGUUGGAAUUAUCUUAUGUUAAAUUAAUGCAUUAGACUAAUGCAUUAGACUAGUUGUAUUCUAAGAGUGAUUAGCAAUAAGUUGGUUUGGCAUACGUCAGUGUGCCCAGUCGUAUAUAUGCCAUGAUUUGAAGUGUGGUAUGCAACUAGAAAAAGCGUCCGCGCGUUGCCGCAGGUUUUAUUAUCAAUUGAUCUAUUUGUAGUAAUGUACUCUAGCCAGGUUGUACUGUUGUAUUUACAUUGUGAGGUGUGAUGAGUAAU
Molecule: messenger RNA, 2647 nt
Organism: Rosa chinensis
Lineage: Eukaryota; Viridiplantae; Streptophyta; Magnoliopsida; Rosales; Rosaceae
Product: wall-associated receptor kinase 2
Exons: 3
Coding region: 54-2357 (767 amino acids)
Biological process (GO): protein phosphorylation; cell surface receptor signaling pathway
Cellular component (GO): plasma membrane
Molecular function (GO): protein serine/threonine kinase activity; ATP binding; polysaccharide binding
Source: RefSeq, a predicted model, not a curated record